ACCCUCCCUCUUCUGCCGCGUGCUUCAUCCCUCUCGACCACCCCGCAUCCAGAGAUCCGCGGAAGAGAACAAAAGUCCAGAGAUCUGCGGCCACAGAGGACUUUUCCUCACUCGGACUUCUUCUUUAUUCAGAAAUGGAGAAGGGCAAUGGAGAAGUUGCUAUUACUUUCGCCAUUAUUAGCCUCACCUUGAUGCUGUUUCGUGUCCUGUAUGUUAUAUACCGGAGUGGCAAACCUCUUCGAACAGAAGCUCCAGGAGCUCUCAGUACCCUCAUUAUUUUAGGUUCAGGGGGCCACACGGCUGAGAUGAUUAAUCUGUUGUUGGUGCUGCAAAAAGAGAGGUUUAGUCCUAGAUUCUACAUUGCUGCUGCUACUGAUAAUAUGAGCCUCCAAAAAGCUCGCACGCUGGAGAACAACUUGGUUGAUGAGAAUGGGGUCAAGGAGGUUCAAACUGCUCGGUUCAUGCAGAUCUAUCGAAGUAGGGAAGUUGGCCAAUCAUAUUUCACCUCUGUGUGGACAACUUUAGUUGCUAUGGCUCAUGCACUCUGGUUAAUGACUAAAAUUAGACCCCAAGUGAUUCUCUGCAAUGGGCCAGGGACUUGUGUUCCACUAUGUGCUAUUGCGUUCUUUCUCAAGGUUGUGGGGGUUAGAUGGUCAUCUGUUUUCUACGUCGAGAGUAUAGCAAGAGUGAGAAGGCUCUCAUUAAGUGGCUUGCUUCUUUACAAGUUAAAAAUAGCUGAUCAGUUCUUUGUGCAGUGGCCACAACUGCAGAGACAAUAUCCACGAGCUCACUAUGUUGGUUGUCUCAUGUAGUUUAUCGAAUGCAGCUGUCAACAUUGGUAUUAUCUCUUCAACCUCCAAGUUUUGCAAUGCAGUCAAGAUUGUCGAAGUUUAUCUAUAGCCUAUCUAUUGUUCUCUUUGCCGAACUAGAGUUGCUCGCUAGAUGUGUAUGGUAAUGUGAACUUUAAUUGUUUCGUGAAUUGAAGCCAUGAGGAAGAGGGAUAACUACUUUUCUGCUGUACGUUUGAUAACCCAGAGUUCAAAAAAUUUAUGAUUUCAGUUUUAA
Messenger RNA from Juglans microcarpa x Juglans regia, 1065 nucleotides. Its product is annotated as UDP-N-acetylglucosamine transferase subunit ALG14. Gene Ontology annotation, cellular component: UDP-N-acetylglucosamine transferase complex. The record is from RefSeq and is a predicted model, not a curated record. The transcript is spliced from 6 exons. Gene Ontology annotation, biological process: dolichol-linked oligosaccharide biosynthetic process. Lineage: Eukaryota; Viridiplantae; Streptophyta; Magnoliopsida; Fagales; Juglandaceae. Bases 135 to 812 code for a protein of 225 amino acids.